UGUACACACUACCAAUUAGAAGUGCGUUAUUUUUAAACGGUUUUCUGCUUCUUCUUUUUUUGUUUUUGUUUUUUUCUUUGAAAUGCUAACGUUGCCAACUGCAGCAGCCGCAGCGGCAGCCAAAGGAGACACACCAAAACGGAUACCAAGUUAAAAUAGAGAAUAUAGCGAAUCUUGGCGUAACGCUAUCUCAGCACAAAAUCGCUCGCUGUGCUGGCUGCAGCGUAGCGCAGCUGACGUCGACGCCGACGCCGUUGCUUCUGUGAAAUAAGCUGCUGACUCAAACAAAAUAUUCAAAUGGAGACGAAAAACCCGCCCACCGUCACGAGCAGCUACCAUCAUCAGCGUGCGCCGCGCACGCCGGAGAGCUACUUCAAUGUGCCGGAAUCGGUGGCCCUGUUGAAUAUCGUCAAAUCGGAGCGCAUCCAGAGCGCGUUCCAAUCGAAUCGAAAGAAUCAUGCCAGCGUCUGGGAGAUGGUCGCCGAGGUGCUGAACCGGUUCAGUGCGAGAAAACGAACGGCCAAACAGUGCUGCAAUCGUUACGAGAACCUCAAGAAGAUCUAUACGCAGCUGAAGAAGAAUCCGGAGAGGCAUGUGCGCCGCAACUGGCCGUACAUGUUCCUGUUCAAGGAGAUCGAGGAGCAGCGCGGCGAGUGCUGGGGCUCGAAUGGCAAGCGGCUGGCGCUCAUCUCCAAGAAUCACAAUGAAUUGUCCUACUAUCAGCGUCGACGUCAGGCGGCCGAGCUGGGCGUGCUGCUGAACAAGGACAAUCUGACGCCACAUCAGCACAGUCUGCUGCAGAGCCUCAGCCACGCCCAUUCGACAGACUCCUCACAGAGCGGCGCCAGCAAACUGGAACGCUUUAUGCCCAACCAUUUCGUGGAGACACAGCUAAGCGAGGGGCCCUGCUCGAAUGGUGGCGCCGGCGGCGGCGGCGGCGGCGUUGGCGGCGGUCUGCCGCUGGGCGUCGGUCUGCCCGGCAGCGGCUACGAUGAUAAUCCGCUCCAGCUGCAGGUUGCCGGCGCCGUGGCAGCCGCCGCGGCAGCCGCAGUUGCCGCCCAGCUGCGGCACGAGCAGCCCCAGCUGCAGGCGGCCAGCGCUGGCCAGGAGCAGGAGCAGCCACAGCUGAGUCACAGUCAUAGUCACAACCACAGUCACAGCCACAGUCACAGUCACAACCACAGUCACAGUCACGGUCACAAUCACAGUGCCGCAUUUAAGGAUCAUGGCCAUGGACUCCAUGAGCCGCCCGAGGCGCCCGACUUUGACAAGGACUGCAGCGGACCGCUCAACUUGCAUCACAACAGCAGCGCCACCAACGACAACAACAUAUCCAUGAAAUCGGAGCCGCUCUCCGAGGGUGAAUUCAAUCCGGAUGACAUUCAGCUCAUGCAGACCAACUACAAUGGCGCGCAAAACUUUUACUCGCCGAGCAUAGAUCAGAAUAUACUGCAUCCUGAUGUGAUUGUGGAUACGGACAAUCUGUCCGACUGCAGCUCGUCCGCAUCGCUGAAGAGCGGCAAACGCAAGAUGUCCACGUCCACCGAUGGCGACAGCACCAACUACGAGCUGAUCGAGUAUCUAAAGCGGCGCGAGAAACGGGACGAGGAGCUGCUCAAGCGCAUGGAUGCGCGCGAGGAGCGCCUCAUGAAUCUGCUCGAGCGCACAGUCGUUGCCAUCGAGCAGCUGGCCGCGGCCAGGCCGGCCUACACCACGGCAGCAGAAGCCACAGACACAGCCACAGCUGCUGCUGCUGCUGCUGCUCCAGUUGCGCCGGCUGAGCCAAGCCAGGCUGAAGCCAUAAAACGUGCCGCCACACCCGCCGAUGCAGCAACAGCUGACGUUGCCGCUGCCAACGAAUCGGAUGCCAUUGUUCUGCUGUUGCCCGAUGACAACAACCAGGAGCUGGCGUCCACGCCAGACGCAGCAACAGUCGCCGCAGCAGCCGCGAUAGAAACGUAGACAAAGAUCCAAAUUGUAAUGGAGAAAUGUACGCAGUGCCAAAGACGAGCCAUGUCUCGGAAUCUAUAUGAGAUUUGCAACGUUUACUUAAUAGUGCCAAGUGCUUAAGGACUCGCAUGCAUAGCUAAGCAUACGGAAACCAAAAAAAGAAACAAAAGAGCAACUAUUUUAUCUUGUCUAAGUUUAAUAUAUUGCCAGACGCAAUAUUUGUGCCAGCACUAACUUAAUUUGUAUCUAGGUUAAGGUUCAAUGAAUCCUCUAGCUAUAGACGCAGACCUCCAACCAAAACGUUUAUAUACAUAUAUAUAUAUAUAUAUGAUAUUUUCUAUAUAGCCCCCAAUCAAAACAUUCUGCAUGUGGCCAUUUUUUCAAUCGUUUUGUCAUCUAUAUUUAUAUAUAGUCUGUUUAACUGGCAAGUCUGCGUAUUGCGCCGAUCUUUUACCCAAAUCUUCUAUUUGUUUUAUUUUUUUUUUUUGUAAUUUUUAGUCGUUCGCAAGCAAAUUAUAUUUCGUUUUAAGUUUGGAGCUAAAAUGGGGCUCAA
Molecule: messenger RNA, 2503 nt
Organism: Drosophila novamexicana
Lineage: Eukaryota; Metazoa; Arthropoda; Insecta; Diptera; Drosophilidae
Gene: meso18E
Exons: 4
Coding region: 298-1962 (554 amino acids)
Source: RefSeq, a predicted model, not a curated record